AAGAAGCAGCUUUUUUUUUUUUUUUACAUAUUUAUUAGAUUUUAGGGAAACAAAUGCUCUAUUCUACCAUGAAGAAAAGGAUCUGUUCUGCUGUUGUUGCUUGGUUCAAUGGAUGAAGGAGAGGAAGGUGCUGCUACUCUGUUUGAUGGAUGAUGGAGAGGAAAGUGUUGCUACUUUGUUUAGUGAAAGAGAAGCUGCUUUGUUCAGUGAAGAAGAAGCUGCUGCUGUUUGGUGGAGGAAGGCGUAGAAGAUGAGCCGUGAAGGGCUGGAAGGGGCUACUGACGGUGGUGGUUGAGAGCAACUACAGAUCUUUUCUGAUCUGCUGCUGCUACUGCUGCAAAUUUGUUCUACUGCAGAUCUGUUCGGCAAAGAAGAAGCUACUACUAUUCAGUGGAGGAAGGUAAGGAAGAUGAGCUGCGAAGGGUUGGAAAGAACUACUGAUGGUGGUGGUUGAGAGUAGGGAGCUCGAUGAAGGAAGGAGGGUCUGUUUUGUUUCAAUGUUUCUUGAACUUUUUUUCUUUUUUCUUUUUUAAUUUUCUGCAAUGUUUUUGGAUUGCCAAGUAUUUUUUUUUUUU
Rubroshorea leprosula is the source of this 575-nucleotide messenger RNA. The record is from the annotation of a GenBank genome assembly. Lineage: Eukaryota; Viridiplantae; Streptophyta; Magnoliopsida; Malvales; Dipterocarpaceae.